AUGAGAAGUCCGAAUGCCACAUGUGGAGCAGCUUGGUUUGUGUUUUCCCCACUCAGAAAUCUUGGGAAUUUAGACUUUAAAAUAAUGUCAUCCAUUAAGCUGAUAAGCCUGCUCCUACUGGUUGCUGUACAUGGUGUCGAUUCUGCAAAUAUUGUGAAGAAUACCAACGGAAAGUUUAAUUCCUACCGUAAAAGCAAGUACAAAGCAUUCUUUGAUAUCAUCGACGUUGAUGAAGAUGGUGUUGUUACUGAAGAGGAAUAUGUGGGUUUAACAACAGAACGAGCUCAAAAAGUUCUGCCCUCUUGGAGAGCUAUGGCAGUGAAUGGUAUAUUUUCCAAUGCCUUUCGGGUUUUGUGGUCAAACGGGUACUCCAACAAUAAAACAUUCUUUACUUUUAAAGAAAUGAUUCGGGUUCACGAGAUAGACAUGCCUAUUUCAACAGAGGAGGUCGCUGGAAUCUCUUGGGAUGUGUUUGACACGUUUGACAUUGACUGCGAUGGCAAGUUGACAGUAGAUGAGUAUUCCAAAUUCCUGUUUGUUUAUCGUAACACAGCCGAAAUUCAACCAAUUUUUGAUGCAAUUGAUCAGAACGCAAAUGGCGUCCUUGAUGCAGAAGAAUUUAAUAACAAGGGAAAGUUUACUUCCUACCGGAUUACCAAGUUCAAGGUAUUAUUUGAUAUCAUCGACGUUGAUGAAGAUGGCGUUGUUACUGAAAAGGAAUUCGUUGGUUUAACAACAAAACGAGCUCAAAAAGUUCUGCCGUCUUGGAGAGCCAUGGCUUGGAAUGGUAUGUUUUCCAACGCCUUUCGGGUCUGGUGGUCAAACGAAUACUCUAACAAUAAAACAUCUUUCACUUUUAAAGAAAUGAUUCGGGUUCACGAAAUAGACAUUCCUAUUACAACGGAGGAGGUCGCCAAAAUCUCAUGGGAUAUAUUUGGCACGUUUGACAUUGACUGCGAUGGCAAGUUGACAGUAGAUGAGUAUUCCAAAUUCCUGUUUGUUCACCGCAACACAGCCGAAAUUCAACCAAUUUUUGAUGCAAUUGAUCAGAACGCAAAUGGCGUCCUUGAUGCAGAAGAAUUUGUAAGUGCAUUCGACCUGUAUUGGUAUCGACAAGAGUUCAGCACCACUGAUGUUAUUAUGGGCAAACGAAACCUUGACCAUUUAGAGUUUGAAAUAAUGUUAUCCAUUGAGCUGAUAAGUCUCCUCCUACUGGUUGCUGUUCAAGCCGUCGAUUCUUCAAAUAUUGUGAAGAAUUCCAAGGGGAAAAUUACUUCCUACCAGAUAACCAAGUUCAAAGCGGCCUUUGAUAUCUUUGACGUUGAUGAAGAUGGCGUUGUUACUGAAGAGGAAUUCGUUGGUUUAACAACAGAACGAGCUCAAAAAGUUCUGCCCUCUUGGAGAUCUUUGGCGGUGAAUGGUAUAUUUUUCAUUGGCUUUCGGGUCUGGUGGUCAAACAAAUACUCCAACUAUAAAACAUCCUUCACUUUUAAAGAAAUGAUUCAGGUUCACGAGACAGACAUGCCUAUUACAACGAAGGAAGGCAUCGAAAUCUCAUCUGAUUUGUUUGAAACGUUUGACAUUGACUGCGAUGGCAACUUGACAGUAUAUGAGUAUUCCAAGUUCCUUUCUGUUUAUCGCAACACUGCUGAGAUUCAACCAAUUUUUGAUGCAAUUGAUCAGAACGCAAAUGGCUUUCUUGAUUACGAUGAAUUUGUAAGUGCAUACGACCUCUAUUGGUAUCGUGGAGAGUUCAGCACCACAGAUGUAAUUAUCGGCAAGCGGUACUGA
Molecule: messenger RNA, 1791 nt
Organism: Lingula anatina
Lineage: Eukaryota; Metazoa; Brachiopoda; Lingulata; Lingulida; Lingulidae
Molecular function (GO): calcium ion binding
Source: RefSeq, a predicted model, not a curated record